Daphnia magna is the source of this 3584-nucleotide messenger RNA. RefSeq lists its product as uncharacterized. The record is from RefSeq and is a predicted model, not a curated record. Bases 723 to 1520 code for a protein of 265 amino acids. The transcript is spliced from 5 exons. Lineage: Eukaryota; Metazoa; Arthropoda; Branchiopoda; Diplostraca; Daphniidae.
GUAUCUUUGGUGUAGUAAGGUGCAAAGAAGAUUAUGGACCAUUCGCAGGGAAGAUCAUUUAGCAUAUUGUUUUGUGCCGUAAACUUGGAUUUAGAGUAUCGACACACAAGGGUUUGUUAAUAUUACGUGUGGAGGGGGUGUCUACGUGCGAUAAAGAACGUCAUCGGCGCGGCUAUACGACUCAGAAGGUGGGAACAUCGGUUGGCACUCACGGAGCAGUCGCACUAACUGUUGCCUUUCGACUGGCAGCGAACGCACUGACCGCAGCCAGAGCAGAAAACGGCGCGCGGGAGCAGGAGCAGAAGAGUCUAGUAACAUACGGUGCAGCGCUUAUAUAGUGUGCAUACUCUCUCGCCAUCGCAACGAAUAGCUUCCCAGUCGACGGUCUCUGUUAGAAGACAAGUCCUCCUCGUCGACGCGGCUCACCCAUUUGACAUUACCUAACGUUACAGUUGCCACUAGUCAUCAACAGUCGUUUCUUUCGUUUACAUUAAAGAAAGGCGAGAAAAGAAAGAAAAGUAGCAAGUAACAAGUGUUUUUUGAUUGUCAGUCAUCAACGUUUUUUUUUUUCGCACUUCUUCCGAAGCCGUGACAGGGAAGCGCUUUGACAAACAAAAGAGCCAAUUACACAAGCUCGAGGAAAAGGGGGGAAAAAAGAAGUUUCCCUAUCUCUAGUAAUCUUGGCACAUCAAACAACAAUCGACACACACGUCUCGCAUAUAAUGCAGUUGUUUGGAUGGACCCUUCAUUCUUGCUGGAUGCUGCUGACAGUCAUCUCUCUCUACUGCUGCGUCGACAUUGGCUCCUCCACAGACAUCAAUGAGGAAGUAAUGGAAGAGCAGCCAUGGAUCUGGAACGACUUCAAGCUGGCGGGAGUAGCUCGCAAGUUCCAUUCGAUCCUGGACAACGGCGUGUCUGAAGAGGACAACGAUAACAUGGCUGCUGUAAAUGAUGACAGGGUAGCGCUACAACAGCCAGCGACGCCAAUCUUUGCAACAGUUUCCAAUUUCAGGGAUAAACAGCAACAGGAGCAACAGCAGCCAAAGCAGCACAGGACUCAACUUACGGCUGCUGAUAGUCCCAACGAAGAUUACGUCUACGAGGUCGAAGAUCGUGCGGAUCAACUAGUGGACGAUGAAUCCGGACAGUACUACGGCAAACUAACUAGCGACAUGAAAAGAUCUAAGUCGUCAUUCAAUCCGUCGUCUGAAAAACAUCGUCAAAAACAGCAACGUAAUUCGAAAGCUCCUCUUUCUUUGCCAUUAUCUUCAACAGAGAGCGACGAGGUGGUUGCGUCACCUUCGUCGGCCAUCAACAGAGAUUCAGCUGAGCCGAGAGUUUUGCCUCUCUUGGGUUUCCACUCAGCCGUCAACAAAAUCAACAGGCAAAAGGAAUCCCUUCUGAAGAAAAUCCUUCGGCAAGCCGCUCGCCGUCAGUCAAUGAAAAGGAGCCCAAAUUGCAUGAGGAAAUGCAUUGCCCAGGGCUUACUACAUCCAGCCCAGUGUCAUUCGCUGUGCUAGCUGCCCACCUACCCGCCUGCAAACCGAGAUGGAACAAAUACAACAACAACAACAAAAAAACGACUUUGAAAAAAUAAAAAUAUACAGACGACUGCGGAAUGAAUACCACGGGAAGACGACACCGGAUAUUGCGGCUGCAGAAAAAUAAUUUAAAAAACUAAAAAAACUAAAAAAAAAAAAAACUAAAAAAAAGCGGGACUUGUGUGCGUCAUGACGCACAUUCUCAACUCCUCCUUCCUCCCCCUUUACCACGUCAUUUUCUUUCUUCAUAUGUUCCCCGUUCCCGUUUAUUGACCCGUUUCUCUUGUCUCUCGUUUCAACAUUGGGCUUACAUAAACUUGAUCAAUAAGAGUUAAUUGCCAUAUCUGUGUCGAUAUACAACAUCCUAUAGCUCUUGUUUCAAAACAUUAAAACCUUACCUUGAGUAAACAAUAACCUCGACCGCCCUCCCGUCUACCCUCUCCUCACCUGUGUAUCGAUGUUUACUACACGCAUUAUAGAUUUUCAAGCAUAUAUAUAUUAUAACGUGCCCCAAUUUCACUCGAUAUUUACAUUACCUGUCAUUUGUAAUGAGAAGAAGACAAAGAAAAGAAAAGAUCUCUCUUCGGCUUACCUUUAUUUGUUCUCUCACCCUGCCCUUGACCCUAUUCUUACCCUUCCUAAACUUUCAAACUGUUUUAUGGAUAAAAAUCUUUUAACCAUUAUAAUCCUAUAUAAUUCGAUCAAAAAAUACAUUAAAUAACGAGAGCAACAGCACAUUGUGGGCACGUUUGGUCCUGUUUUUGAUAUUUCACGUCUCGUCAUUUGUUUCGUCGAUUGUCGUGAUAAUUCACAAUUCUUCACGAUCAAAAUCAAAAUCAUCGGAAGAUUCAGAACUGGAAUCGUCUGCAUCGGGGACGGCAUCUUUUGGACACACUUCGGCAACGGCGACGCAGAGUUUUUCGUGAAGCUGCUUCUCGGACUUGGCAAACAUGGACACAAUUUCGUCUUCGAAUUCUUCCACCAAACUUUGACACUAGAGAUGUUCGAUUCAGAGAAGUUUAACGUUGCGGUAUGUUGGUACUUAAUUUAAGUGAAUCUUACGUAGGAAGAGAGUUGCUCGUUGAUUUCUGGAUUAGGCACGAUAUUAACGUUGCUCAUCUCGGGAUUCAUUCCUUUGCCAUCUGGAGUUUCAAUUCUCAAGAGCGUUGGAAUGCCAGUGGCUUUGUAGCUGGCAACAACGUAAUUUCGGAAACAUGGGACACACUUUGUCCAUAACCUAAAUAGUACGAGUUAAGACGAUCUUUACGUCAUACCUUACUUUUUACAGGGAAUUAUUUAUUUGGUAGAAAAAAAAGUACUGACCUCCGAGAGGAAAAGUUCGCUUCGGGCGUAGGGUACCUGUAACAAAUGAUAGAUGGCUCUUGGUUAUCUCUUCAAUAAAAUAACAUGAACAAGUGCUUUAAAACAGAAAGUUAAUUUGUUCGAAAACAUUUCAUUCCUUGACCCUGAUGAUGAAUAGAAGUUUAUGGAGAAGCAAAAGUACUAUAAAUAAGAAAAGUUUUAUUAGUGUGAGGUCUUUGACUUACCAAGUUCUGUUUGACAUUUCCUUGCCCGUCAAGCCUAAAGCUGCCCAUAUCAACCUUCUUGUGCGGGUCAACCUUGUCAACAGCAAUUUCUACUUCAUCCACCAAUGCCUUGCACACUGUAAGAUAAGGUAAAUAUGUUAACAAGACUACUUAGUAUAGAAAGACAAUUGGUAUAUUGAAUGAAACGUAAAAAGAUAAGUUCUAGGCUAAGAAACAAAGUGAGCAUCAACACAAAUACUGAUGUACACAAAGUUACCCAUGCAUCUCAGUAUCUCUCUUUUCGGAACGUCCGGUACGGCAAAGUUUCCAUUUGUAUAAUCGUUGGGUUCAUUAGCGGACGUUAAGACAACCAUAAAUGUAAAAACAAAACAAGUCACAGAUACCAGAUUCAUUUUCCAAGCCGUAACUAAAAAUACUAAAUAAAAUUGGAAAAAAAGAAAGGACAACAACAACUGUAGAUAACCGUAUGAGAAACUAAUAACGGAAAAAAUACAAA